Molecule: messenger RNA, 1308 nt
Organism: Aspergillus pseudotamarii
Lineage: Eukaryota; Fungi; Ascomycota; Eurotiomycetes; Eurotiales; Aspergillaceae
Exons: 4
Coding region: 218-1183 (321 amino acids)
Source: RefSeq, a predicted model, not a curated record
CAAUCAUCCCCUUGCUCAGUAAAGAUAUAUGUACGAUGCUUAUGUAUUCUAGGACAUGUUUUUGUCCCUCGUGUACAACUGGGUGGUCGGCUUCAUUCAGUAGAAUCUACUUCGAGUAUCGCCGGUGCUAGUACUGAAGAGAAGUCGUCCGCGCUCAAGGCAGCUGCCAGUGCCUCCGUCUCAGGCUUUGGAUUUCAGGCUUCCGUGAGUGCCAGCCAUGAGACGACCAAUAACUCCAAGACAGAAAAGUCUCACAGUAGCUCAAAUCACUCGAUCACAUGGCACGCAGAUGGCGGAGACACCUUGCUGUGCAAUAAGUGAGUCCCUUGUUGAUGCCCAUAACCCUACCGGAGAGCAACCACUGAUAGGACACUUCGUGUACAGCCCCCCUGCUUGGUGCCCUACGGUUCACUCCUUCUACAAUUGGCGGGUGAUGAAUCAAAUUGGAAUGGUCGAUAUUGUUCAGCUUAUUGGCAAGAUGAAGGGCUGGGAAGACAUUCCCCGGCGAUUUGAGGACAUCUACUUCGCCAAUGUGCAAUUCAAGAUCCUCAAAACGGAGUCACCCCACCAGGCAGCGCCAUACCUGGGAAUGGUCGGCAAUGUGGACGUCCUUGAACGACCCGAGGCUGGAGGGGGGAACUUUUCGAGACGGGCCACCCGCCAUGUACUGAACAAAUCCCAUUCUGGCGAAGAACAUGUGGCCAGCAGCCGCGAGAUCAUUGCACUCAAGAACCAAAUGGUGUGGGAAGGUACAGAUGGAACCACCCCCCGGUUCAAAUUCGGAACCAUGUAUCCCAUGCGCUUCUCUGUCCGGGACAAAAGCACACAGGAAAGCACUUUCUAUGCCGUUCGGCGGACUACGAAAGCAGAGCACUACCAGAAUGAGAAUGUCUUAUAUGCUGGCAAGAAUGAAGAGCCGAAUGUGCUCGUAAAGUUCACCAAGUUACGCGAAGGCAAAGGACAUCCUGCUGAUAGGCAGGACCUCGCCUGGACUGAGGACUUGGGCACUUCCAUGCGAGCGGAGAGAAUUGGAUCGCACGAUAUGGUUCGGAUGGACUUUUAUGACCUUCAAACUAUGGAGUAUGUCGGAUGGUUGCAGAAUAAUGGGGGGAUUGCUAAACUGGAGCCUGACACGGAGGGACGGCACAAUGUUGAACGCAUACUCAAAUUUAUGUAUGUCUAAGACUUGAAUACUGUCGGUACAAUAAACAAAAGGUUUACCCAACCAAGCCUGUCCCGAGGGUGGUCAGCACCAUAGUACCCAUACAGUACGAUUGGAAUUCUGUCGAUUCUAGCGGUACGACUUCC